Macrobrachium nipponense is the source of this 908-nucleotide messenger RNA. RefSeq lists its product as uncharacterized. The transcript is spliced from 2 exons. NCBI's taxonomy places the organism in Eukaryota, Metazoa, Arthropoda, Malacostraca, Decapoda, Palaemonidae. Bases 136 to 888 code for a protein of 250 amino acids. The record is from RefSeq and is a predicted model, not a curated record.
UUCACACGACAUUCCACUAGCUUGGGGUUGAGACCUUGAGGUGAAAACCUCCAAAGUUUUUCUUUUAUUCAAUCAGUUCCUGGUGAAGAGGUUCCGAGGUUUAUCAUAUCACUGUGUAUUGGUAUAAUAGGCACGAUGUUCGACGAACUCCAGAAAUUACUAGACGUUGCUUCGAUCAAGAGGGAAGUUGUACUGUUUUUCCUAGUCGUGAUUCCGAUUUUGUUGGUGUACCUGGGAGUCUCCUUGUAUCUUCUGUACGCAGUGUGUUGCAAUUUGCAGAAAAAGAAAAAGAUAAAGUCGAAGGAAGUGCAAACCGACGACAAAAUAACUUUCGUCAUGAACAUAGACGGAAAAUUCUUGGGCCAGCGAGAGACUACUGCAGCGGAAACCACCGAAAACUGUACUAAACUACCAACCAGCCCUCUUACCAGCACGCUUAGAACUCCUGCACAAAGCGCCCUGUGCGAGGUCAUCAGGAGAGAGAACCUGAAUGCGCUCAAGUCUUCCCUUCGCAAAACGCAGUCUGAUCCCAUCAGUCCUUUAAAAGAUGCAGGAGAUAAAAUUAACGGACUGCAGGUAGAGCUGGAGGAAAAGGUUGUAGUCAUCUCUAGUACGAAAAGUAGCAGUGAUUCAGACUUGUUCAUUUCUGGAGUUCACAAUUCAUCAAUGAAAGAAAUUUCUACUGUUGUCUCUUCUGUGAAAACUGCCACGUCUUCCGCGGCAGCAGAAGUCUCGCCUGUUCAUUCGCACAGUGACCUCUCCAAGAAGAAAGUUGGCGAAGUUAUAUGUUCACCUUCCAAUGUUUAUCAGGAUCUUGGUGACCUCGCCAGGAAUGAGUCUUCACCUUCUAGUCUCCCAUUUGUCGAAAUCGAUUUGGGUAAUGCCUGAUGAUUCACUAUUGUAUAAAG